Setaria italica (foxtail millet) is the source of this 801-nucleotide messenger RNA. Its product is annotated as cyclin-dependent kinases regulatory subunit 1. Gene Ontology annotation, molecular function: ubiquitin binding; histone binding; cyclin-dependent protein serine/threonine kinase activator activity. The transcript is spliced from 4 exons. Gene Ontology annotation, cellular component: cyclin-dependent protein kinase holoenzyme complex; SCF ubiquitin ligase complex. The coding region runs from base 188 to 460 and encodes 90 amino acids. Gene Ontology annotation, biological process: regulation of mitotic cell cycle. The record is from RefSeq and is a predicted model, not a curated record. NCBI's taxonomy places the organism in Eukaryota, Viridiplantae, Streptophyta, Magnoliopsida, Poales, Poaceae.
CCGUCCAUCUCCGCACCAACGGUCGCGGCCCUCCGUUUCCUUUUUAAAUACGCUCCCCAAACCCAUCCCACCACCACCGUCUCCUCCAAGACGCUCCUUUCGCUGCGGCUCUUGUCUCAGCUCCUCGCACCAACCGCAUCCGCUCCGCUCCGCUCCGAGAGAGGUUGAUCGAGAAGUGGUGGUGGACAUGGGCCAGAUCCAGUACUCCGAGAAGUACUUUGACGACACCUACGAGUACAGGCACGUCGUCCUCCCGCCCGAGGUCGCCAAGCUUCUCCCCAAGAACCGCCUCCUCUCCGAGAACGAGUGGCGUGCGAUCGGCGUUCAGCAGAGCCGCGGGUGGGUGCACUACGCGAUCCACCGGCCGGAGCCGCACAUCAUGCUGUUCCGCCGCCCGCUCAACUACCAGCAGCAGCAGGAGGCGGCUGCCGCAGCGGCGGCGCAGAUGCUGCCCAAGUGAGCCCUCCGGUGAGGGAGGCGGCGACCGUGGGUUUGGAGUGUUUAAACCAUAAGCCCCUUUUCCUCUCUAAAAGGGGCGUCGCUAUGCUUCCGAUUAAUUUCUCCUCCUGUUGGUUGGAAUCAAGUGACUGGUCUUGGUGGUGUCCACUUUGUGUUCGUUGAAAUGCCUAUGAAGGAACUGGCAUGUACUAGGCUGUGUUAUGAUGAGUACUCUUAAUUACACUACCAUGUGUUGCGAUUCUGGUUUACAUUCCUGUUCCUGAUGGUGUUAUUCUGGUUUGUAGUACUGGGCUAAUUAAUCUGUUAUGUGAUGAUCUGGUUGUGCUUAUGUUUGUCUAUGAA